GACGCUGUCAACUGAACAGAUAAGUUGGUGGCACUAUACAUUGCAAUUGUAUUUUCAUUACUUGUAGAUGUGCCCUACUAAAUUAUUUUACUUCAUGGCAAAUUUUUAUCAUAAUUUGUUAGCUCUACUAAGGACUACUUUUUUGUAAUAUAUCGAUAAUCAAUUUUCAUAAAUAGGUUAUAUUUUUUACAUCAUUUCUAUUUAUCGUGUAAAAAGGCAGAAUUUAUUGACUUUAUCAAGCAACUAAGGAACAAAACUUAAUAAUGAGUACAGCGGAGUAUAUCCAAAUAAAGGACUUGAAACCAGGCAUGAAGAACAUAAACUCCAUAUUUAUAGUAUUAGAGGUAGGCCCAGUGACAUUGACGAAAGAAGCAAGAGAAGUGCGUACAUUACGCGUUGCAGACGCCACUGCUUCUGUUAAUCUUUCAGUUUGGGAUGAGCCUGGUGCAUUGCUGCAGCCGGGUGAUAUCAUACGUCUCACGCGAGGCUAUGCAUCAUUAUGGCGCUCCGCACUUACUCUUUAUUCUGGUAAGUCGGGUGAUAUCCAAAAAGUGGGAGAGUUUUGCAUGUUGUUUAAUGAACAAGUGAACAUGAGUGAGCCUCAGCCGGUUUCUUCAGCUCCACCUCCCGGUGCACAACCGCCGAACGAUCGUAGUAAUGGGGCUCACCCCGGGCCACGUUCAUUAAUGUCGAACACACCUGCAGGUGGCCAGGGGACUCAACAUACUGCACCUAAGCAAGAGCGCUUUGGAGCAGGGGCUCCACAGGAACACUCAGGAAAGCAUACCCAUAAGACUUAUGUUAGAGGCAGGGGCCAUCAACGAGGUAAUAAUCGCAGAUUGCAAGCAAAUGAAUAAUUAUGUAAUAUUUUUAAAAUGGAUUUCCCUUGGUUAUUAAGAGCGUUUCUGGUUCAAUAUUUUUGUGUAUAUUAGUAUAAGUAAAAAUGUUAUAGACUGUAUAUAUACAAGAAGUUGUUCUUAGUUUAUAUUCUGACCUAAAAAGAAUAAAAAACAUUAAUAUAUUGCAAAUAUUAAAAAAAAAAAACAGAUAAUAUUUGGGCAACAGUUAAUAUUUAACAUCAUAUACUGACUUCAAUCUGUUCCAAUUUCAAGUAAAUUUUCUUGAUUUAAAGUUUAUUAAAACGAAAGCAAUGUUUGUGUUAUAUUGUAACCUUUACAGCAUUGAAUGUUAAAUUUAAGCAGCUAAGAUGUGUGGGAAAAUUCUCAUUUACGUUGUAGAGCCAUGAUGCAGCUAUAUUAGUAGUAUAGUUGUAGCAUGAAUGGGUCGGCUCGACUGGGGAAGGACGACAUUCUCACAGAAUACCAGCAUAAAAUAGCAGCUUAACACUGCUGUGUUUCGUAUGGUGAGUGUAGAGAACCGGAGACCCUUUUAUCUGGAAAAUAGGCAUUCCAUCUUAGUCCUCACGGGUGAUAACGCAUCUGCAUUUUAAUUCUUUAUUGAGGAUAGAUGUGGAUGUAUAUGGGUCAUAGCAACCACUUACCAUCAGGUGGACUGUGUGCUCGUUUGUCAUCCUAUCCUAUAAAAAAAUGUCUCUUAUCUAGUUUGAAGAGCACCUUCCUAACCUCAAUUGUGUGCACUAUCCACUGUUACUGCUAAUUCCAAUACUAGAAAAAUCACACCAUCAUCAAUUACAUGUGUUUGACCACUAAAUGAGGCAUCAUCAGAAGUGGAUGCUAUGUUCUAUAGACUUCUACAUUUAUCCUCAAUUAAGUUUAAAUUUAGAAGCAUUGUCGUCCCUGGAGAUUUGUUUUCAGCCUUGUUUCCAGUAAAAUGGGUCUUCAAUUCUUUACACUCCCCAUAAGUAACACUGCAGCAUUAGUUACUAUUUUAGACAUUCUGUGAGAGUGUGGUUCUACCUCAGUUGAGUCGACCCGUCGUCCUACCACAGUAAUAUAACUGCAGUGUGGCUCCACCAUGAAUAAACCAACAAGGGCAUUUUCCAUAGAUUGCCUCCAUAGAGAAGAUAUUUGACAUAGUUGCCAUCUUUGGCAGGUAUCUGAUUAUUCUACAUGAGUAUAGGCAUAUUACAGGCCUUGCCAAACAGGAGAUCCUAGUAUUGGCAUUAUGUUGUUUAAAAAUGUAGAAAGAGUAUUAGUAGUGACAGGGAGUCAUAAUCUCAUGGAAAAAUACGAUAUACACAUGGAGAGGCCUUAAUCAUCUAGUGAUUUGUUUGGAAAUUAAAUCAUAAUGCGUUAAAAGUCAUCAAACAAAGUUCCAAUCAUGAAUUAUUUAUAAAAAUAAUUGAAAAACAGUUCAUGUUGUCAUGAUCAUUUUAUAAUAUUUAUUGCUAUAGCUGAAAAAAAGCAUCUCAAUUUGAAGACUUUAUUUUUUUGGUAAGACUAUAGGAGUUAUAUAUAUUGCCUGUCUUAAGUGUAAGUUUGCAGUUGGCGACAUAAAAUUAUAAGGUAUUUAAUCAUAAGGUAUAAAUGUAUUUAAAAUAUAAGGCCAGAACAAUUGUUAUUUACAAUAUAUGCACGGAAGAUUCAGUGCUCUGUCAUUUCAAUCAAGAUAAACUCAUGAAAUCCUUAAAUGCUCAGUAUUCAGAUUAGUUAAACUACCACAGUUAACCACCUAAGAAAUGAGUUAGCGCCAAAAUAAAGCUCUUUGUUUGUUUGUAAAAAUGCAUAUUUUUAAAUUAGCUCUAAACAUUUGAUAGAUUUCUUUAGUGUUGUGAUUUUUCGCAAGACAUUUUUUCAAGUUAAAAUAAACAUUUCUCAUCAUUAUGUGAAAUUAUAUUUCGUUUUUAUAACUUUCUUUGUUUAGAUGUCUUUUAAUGUACAAAAUUAUAUGUAACUUUUUAAAUCAUGUUGGGAAACUUGAGAGGUUUAAAGAUU
Molecule: messenger RNA, 2855 nt
Organism: Parnassius mnemosyne (clouded apollo)
Lineage: Eukaryota; Metazoa; Arthropoda; Insecta; Lepidoptera; Papilionidae
Source: the annotation of a GenBank genome assembly